GCAUGUGACUGUGAUCACGCUGACAGGCACAGAGCACUCAUGCGUUUCUCUUCAGGUGUGAUCUUCAGGUCGAGCGUCUGGUUGGGCUUCCCGAGCUUUGUUGCCAACAUCUCAGUGGCCAACGGGACUGACGUGUGGCCCUCUGUCUUCUGCGUGGGCAGCGCGAUGUGGAUCCAGCUGUUAUACAGUGCUGGCUUCUGGUGGUUAUUUUGCUAUGCUGUCGAUUCUUACUUGGUGGUAAGAAGAUCAGCGGGACUGAGUACAAUUGUGCUGUACCACAUGAUGGCCUGGGGGCUGGCAGUUUUGCUCUGCGUGGAGGGUGUUGCGCUGCUUUAUUACCCGUCCCUUUCCAGCUGUGAAAGAGGCCUGGAGCACGCAAUCCCACAUUACAUCACAACCUAUGCCCCGCUCCUGCUGGUGCUGGUGGUCAACCCAGUCCUCUUCAGAAGGACAGUGACUGCAGUUGCCUCUUUACUGAAAGGGAGACAAGGGAUUUACACAGAGAACGAGAGACGGCUGGGGACGGAGAUCCAGAUGCGCUUUUUCAAAAUUAUGCUGGUAUUCAUUGUUUGCUGGUCAUCUAAUAUCAUCAAUGAGAGCCUUUUGUUCUAUCUUGAAAUGCAGCCAGAUAUCAAUGAAACACCUUUGAAAAACAUUAGAAGUGCUGCACUGAUUACAUGGAUUAUAAUGGGGAUUCUUAAUCCAAUGCAAGGCUUCCUCUUCACAUUAGCUUUCUAUGGCUGGACAGGAUGGAGAGUGGACCUGAAAUGGCAGAAGAGAGAAAUACCCUGGGAAUCAAUGUCCUCAUCAACGGUGGGUGACAAUGACUAUCCCUCACCAGUGAACUACCAAAGCAAUGUUCACGAUUCAAAGAAGAUAUCUUCCACUGAUAGCCAGCAGACUGAUGAGGCUAUAAGCAUGUUGUCUGAAGGUAACACUAGCGGUGAUGACAGGUUGACCAGGAGCUUUCCCAUCUACCAGGGCUGGUAGCUUAUAGGUGGAGAGCUGAAUCUCACUUCUCCCAUUGUCAAGACUCAUAAAACCAUGGCACUGUGUGAAUCAUUGCUCAUUCUGAAAUUUGGUUUGUGCCUGAUGGCUCAGUUUAAUUUCCUGUAGCUUUUGUUCAUGUGUGAGACUGUGUAAGAUGCAGAGACAAGAUAGUUAAUGUCUUCACUUGCUUUGUAAGAGAUGUGUAGCAACUUACAAAGGCCUGAUAGCUUUUAGCAGGACUGUGUCUCUGCAGGGAUCUGUUACUUACAAUUCAUCUGUUUUCUUUCAAUCUCUCCUGUAACCUCCGUAUGGUAGAAGAGUCUUUCGUUUAAAUAAACAGACUAUUAAUA
Molecule: messenger RNA, 1340 nt
Organism: Lagopus leucura (white-tailed ptarmigan)
Lineage: Eukaryota; Metazoa; Chordata; Aves; Galliformes; Phasianidae
Gene: GPR143
Product: G protein-coupled receptor 143
Exons: 7
Coding region: 40-990 (316 amino acids)
Biological process (GO): melanosome organization; G protein-coupled receptor signaling pathway; regulation of calcium-mediated signaling
Cellular component (GO): melanosome membrane; plasma membrane
Molecular function (GO): L-tyrosine binding; L-DOPA receptor activity; L-DOPA binding
Source: RefSeq, a predicted model, not a curated record